Molecule: messenger RNA, 3861 nt
Organism: Penicillium subrubescens
Lineage: Eukaryota; Fungi; Ascomycota; Eurotiomycetes; Eurotiales; Aspergillaceae
Exons: 2
Coding region: 1-3861 (1286 amino acids)
Biological process (GO): amino acid activation for nonribosomal peptide biosynthetic process; secondary metabolite biosynthetic process
Cellular component (GO): cytoplasm
Molecular function (GO): catalytic activity; phosphopantetheine binding
Source: RefSeq, a predicted model, not a curated record
AUGCAAGCUAGCAAGACUGUCAUCCUCGCCGAGCGCGUUUCAGACUGUGGGCGCCCUAAACCUCUAGUCGAGUCGCUUUCAUUUCUGUCGACUGGUAGCAAUAAACAGAUUUCAUCUGCGAAGAAUAUGAACCGACUUACAGUGGAUGCCAUUCUUGAACCAUCCUCGCAAACGGUUCUCCUUCAACUUUGCUGGGCCGCUGUAUUAGCCAGAUAUGCGGAAACUCCCGAUAUUCAAUAUGCAUACGUUCUGGAGGACUCGGAGGAAGUCAGGUUAUUUCACUCACAGAUCUCUUCCGGUCAAGACGUGUAUGACGCGCUGGAAUCGGCUGCGUAUGUCACGUCUCCUUUGGGGCUCAUUGGCGAUUCUCUUUCCCAGGAAGCAAUCAGCAGCCAGACUGGAAAUCUCGCCUUCGGCACCAUCCUACUGGUCAAAGGCAAAAAUAGCCCUUCUAGGAUAUCUCUCACCAAAGAACUCUUCACUGGGACCGCUUUAUUACUGGAAUGCGCUGUUGCGGCCCAACAUGUGCAAGUUGAAUGGACAUGCAGAAAACCUCUCGCGCCCGAGUAUGUGUACAUGAUCAUGACACAAUUCGCCCAUGCUCUGCGGGUCAGCACGAAGAGUAGAAAAGAGAAUAUUCGUUACCGCGAUCUCCAAGAAAUUAGCCCCGAGGGAUUCAGUCAAAUCAUCGAGUGGAAUGGCGGACGCGAAUACGUCACGCGGGAAACCUUUGCGCAUCACCUGUUUGAGAAGAUGGUCAUAAAACAGCCCCAUGCGCCUGCGAUUUGUGCUUGGGAUGGUGACAUGACCUACGGCGAGCUCGACUCAUACGCCGAAUUUGUGGCAUCGCAAAUCAUGGCAUCAUGUCAAAUCGAACAUGAAGGCGUCUUGGGUCUUUUUUUUGCAAAGUCGAAGUGGACAGCUGUGGCCAUGCUAGGAGCGCUCAAGGCUGGUAGGGGGUUCAUCAUGUUUCAUACCUCUCAGCCGCCCACACGCCUGCGAACAAUCUGUGAGCGCCUAGGAGUCCUUGCCGUCCUUUCGCUGCCGGGAUUCAAAACCGCCCUGGAUGAGUUGGACGUCCCCAAGAUCAUCCUCUCUACUGACAAAGAUGAGGGUUUCCUACCGAACACCGCCAGCCAAAAGCCCGCCCCUUUACCUUCUGAAUCAAAUAGCAUUCUCUAUGCUGGAUUCACGUCGGGUUCUACUGGUGAGCCCAAGAUAUUCGAUGUUCGCCAUUCUGCAUUCUGCAGCGGUAUCUCUGCCUGGGGCGUGGCAAUGAACGUUAACGAGCGGUCCCGGGUCUUUCAAAGUGCGUCAUAUAACUUUACGGUCAGCGUGAUAGAGCAAUUAGCCCCCUUGUGUCUCGGUGGGUGUGUGUGCGUCCCUUCCGAGGAAGCGCUGCAAAACGACAUCCCCGGAGCCAUUCGUGAUCUCGGUGCCAAUUGGGCUGAAUUUACCCCGAGUUUGGCGCGAUUGUUGGAUCCCAGCACUUUGUCUGGAGUGAAAACGCUGGUUCUGACCGGCGAAGCUUUGGCCAGAGCAGAUGUCGAGAAAUGGCACUGUCAUCUUGAUUUGCGGGUGUAUUAUGGACAAUCUGAGCAUUCCCUGGGUGCCACGGUUGGGAACACCGCAGACCUCGUCGCGGACCACCGCAACAUCGGCCGCACCUUUUCGGCCAGGGAAUGGAUCGUUGACCCAGAAGACCAUAACCGGCUCGCUCCACUUGGAGCUGAAGGCGAGCUCUUGUUAGAAGGGCCCUGUGUCGGAGUGGGUUAUCUCAAUAACCCAAAGGAGACAGAUGCCAUCUUCGUACGGAACCCUGCGUGGUUCCUAUCUCAGCGAUUGACUCCAGUGACUGACGGGCGAUUUCUCAAGACCGGUGAUCUUGUCUGCUACGAUAUGCACCGAGGUUGCCUUCAGUAUCGUGGUCGCAGAGGAACCCAGGUCAAGAUCCGCGGUCAACGUGUCGACCUCGGUGAGGUUGAGUAUCAUGCAGGCAAGCAUUUGUCUUCGGCACAAGGUAAGCCGGUAGCGGAGGUAAUUUGCCCCAAAGUAUAUGCCCAAAAGUCAGAUCCUGUGAUGGUCGUUUUUCUUGUGACAGAUACGCCAGUGGAAAUGGCAGUGACAUCCUACGAAGAUUUUGAUUCUCCCAUCAUCUUCCCCCCAAACGACAAACUCAGGGCACAGGCGAAAGCUGCAUUGGCUCGAAUGAAAGAUGUUUUGCCAGACUAUAUGAUGCCAAGCGCCGUUAUUCCAAUCUCGCAUCUUCCACGGACGCCUUCUGGCAAGCUCUUUCGACGCAGGCUCCGCGACAUCGGCUCACAGCUUGCUCUAGACGAAAUUGUGGCCUAUGUGAAUCUUCGAAAACCACACCAAGCUCCAGAAACUGCCAACGAAGAGAAGUUGCAGCAGAUAUCUGCAAGUAUUCUUGGCUGCUCCGCGAGUCAGAUCGGCAUGAACGACACCUUCCUAGAGCUGGGAGGCGACUCGUUGAAAGUCAGGCACUUGGUGCAAGCCGCGCGUACUGAAGGCGUGACACUGUCUGUCGGUGACAUUUUCAAAAACUUGACCCUGGCAGAUCUCGCUCGAAUUGCUCAGGAAGGUCCCAUGUCUGUACCUGCUCAUGAGAAACAACCAGAGGAGCCGGUCGUAAAGAGCUUCCUUCAGAGCAAGCCCGAAUUCGCAAUUGGAUCGCGCAUCGAGAGUGUCUCGCGCACACACGAUAUAGUCAAAGCCACCGGUAACGAGAACGCUGUGGAGUAUUUCCUCUUCAGCCUGUAUGGCCCUCUAGACGUCGAGCGGCUCGAUGUCGCCUGUCAAGCCCUUGUGGCUUGUCAUGCAGUUUUGCGGUCCGUGUUCAUCCCGUACGAGGAGGAGAUCAUGCAAGUCACAUUUCGCUCAUUGAAAGCCUCGUUUGAAGUUAUCGAGGCGUCUCCAGGUGUUGAUCCAAAAGUACUCACCGACCGACUUUGCCAUGAGGAUAAGAUGCAGUCACCCUUCGGACCGACCCCAGUGAUGGCAUUUACCGUCGUUAGAUCAAGUCCCGACAAUCACAUCCUUGUUUUGCGACUGUCUGAAGCUCAAUGUGAUGCCCAUAGCUUGAAGAGACUGAUCUCAAACCUGAUGCUGCUCUACGAUGAAACGUCAAUCCAUGUCCAACUCGACUACCGUGACUAUCUGGCUAUCUGUGCAUCACAAAGGACUCCAGAAGCGUUUGCCUAUUGGAGGACACUUCUGAAAGGUGCCACUCCUCUCCAUCUUGACAGCAUACGACUCAAUACCCAAUCAUCUUGGAUGUGUCAUGGGCAGCUCACUGGGAAAACCUACCACCACGAUUCUCCUCCCAGUCUCACGUUCUCUCGUACAAUACCUCCCGUCACCGCUCGCCGAGGUAUUACCCUCGCCACCACGAUCAAGGCUGCCUGGUCGUACGUACUGUACAAGAAAUUGCAUUGCAAUGACAUUCUUUUCGGUCAGCUCGGAAGCUGCCGCACCAUGAAUGUACCUGGUAUCGAGGAUACCAUUGGCCCAUGUACUAACGUGACGCCAGUCCGCGUAAAAUAUGUGCCCCAGUGGGAUCCCAGCGAGAUCCUGCAGACGAUUCAAGAACAGCACGCACAGUCCCUUCCCUACCAGACAAUAGGCUGGCGGGAUAUUGUUAACCAUUGCACCACGUGGCCCGAUGGUGCUUCCCUCCAGACAGUGGUGUUGCACCAGGGCGAGCAAGAGGACACAGAGAUCCAAACUCGGGGUGGACUGAAAUGCCGUGCCCUUGACUGGAGCGCAUCAAGUAUUCUUGGUCGUCUGUAUUUGAUGACUGAGAGUACCUCAUCAGGGUUGAACAUUGAACUCUCGCAAUAG